AUGCCCGUGUCGCUUCGGCCGGGGGAUACCUCCCUCGUCGCGCACGCGAAGGCGAAGUACGUGGGCGCGACCGCGCCGAAGGAGUUCAAGCACAUCUGCGUCGCGGUCGAGAAAGCGACGAACGGCGAAGAGAUCGCGCCCAAGGAGAAGCACGUGCAAAUCUUGCUCGACGUCGUCCGCCCGGGCGCGUCCAUCGCGGACGUGUCUUUCCUCGUGAAGUACCUGAACAAGCAGAUCCAGGACACGAAGAAAUGGCUCGGGAUGUUGAAGACGCACGUGUUGAUACAUCGCCUCCUGCACGAGAGCGGGGAUGAGUUCAAGUCGCAGAUGAAGAAGGCGCAGCGCUGGACGGCGGAGGACCGCGAUCGCGACUCGCGCCUCAAGUGCAUGUUUAGCAUUCGAAACUGGAAGGACGACAACGGCGUGGACGCGAGCGAGUUAUCCGGAUGGACGCGGUGCUACGCGCGAUACCUCGAGGAGUACGUCGAAGCCCUGGACGACAUCCCGCCGUUAGGGAAGUCGAUGGGCGGCAGAGGCGGCGGGUCGUCGAGAGCGCGCGAUCGGAGCCGGUCGCGAGACCGCGACGACCGCGGGUACGGUCGCGACCGCGACCGCGGAAGCUUCGACCGCGAUCGCGACCGCGGGUACGGUCGCGACCGCGAUCGCAGCCGAUCCCCGCCGAGACGCUUCGGCGGCGGCGGCGACGCCGCGCGCCAGUGGGAGCCCGGAGACGGCACCGCGAUCCCGACGACGAUUCUUCGAAACUGCGACGAGACGGAGCUCAUGGAAAAGCUCCCGAUCGUCCAGAGCUUGAUGCGACGUCUGCUGGACUGCGAGGCGAUUAACUCGCUCCUGACGAACAACGACAUCGUCAUCGCGGGGACGUCGUUGAUCCUGCGCGACUCGUUCAAGAUCUACCGCAUGAUCAACGACGGGAUCAUCCGCCUCAUCGAUCUGUUCUUCGAGAUGGGAAAGAUCAACGCGAUGAAGAGCCUGGAGAUUUACAAACGCGCGACGUCGCAAGGCGACGACCUCGAGCGUUUCUACCGCACGACGAACCAGUGGAGCCAGUUCCGCGACGUGAAGAUGCCGAACAUCGAGAACCCGCCGUCGAGCUUCCUUCAGACGAUGGAGGAGUACGCGCGAGGCGCCUCCGCGGAGGGCGGCGGCGGCGGCGGCGGCGGCGGCGGGUACCAGGGCGGGGCCGUCGCCGCCGCGCCCGCGCGCGCGCCGCCGCCGCAAGCGCCCCCGCCCGCGCCCGCGCCGGCGACCGGUCCGCCGAGCAUCGGCACGAUGCUCGGCGGUCUGACCGUCGGCGGCGCGCUCGCGGCGGAUCCGUACCAGGCGACGCCGCCUCCGCCGCAAGCGCAGGCGGUGGCGCCGUACGCAGCGCCGGCGCAGCAGAGCUCCUCCCCGACCGCGCUCGUGGAUCCGUUCGCGGCGCCGCCGCCGGCGGUGCCGCAGCAGCAGCAGCAGCAGCAGCAGCCGGAUAAUCCGUUCGGGGCGAACCCUUUCGGCGCGGCGGAGCAGCCCAAGGUUGACGUCGCGGUGAACCUCGACGCGCUCUACGCGCAAGGCUCGGCGCCACAUUCGCAGAACCCGUUCUUGCGAGGCGGCGGCACGGGGAUGCAGCAAGGGUACGGCGGCAUGCAGCAGCAGGCGCCGCCGUCGUCGAUGGGCGGGUACGGCAUGCAGCAGCAAGGCUACGGAGGCAUGCAGCAAGGUCCGCAAAGCAUGAUGGCGCCCGGCGCGUACGGAGGCGCGCAACAGCCGGGGAUGGGCGGCGGGUACGGAGGCGUGCAGCAAGGUCCGCAAAGCAUGAUGGGGCCCGGCGGGUACGGCAACGGCAUGGGGAUGCAACAGCCGGGGAUGGGCAUGGGCGGCGGGUACGGCGCGCAGCAAGGUGGGAUGCCCCCGCCCGGGGCGCGGAUGUCCCAGCCCGGGUUGCAGCAGCAGUACGCGCCGCCGCAGUUUUCGCAGCCGAAUCAGAAUCACGGUUCCCCGACGGGGGGGCCGAGCUUGCUGUGA
Micromonas pusilla CCMP1545 is the source of this 2028-nucleotide messenger RNA. RefSeq lists its product as uncharacterized. The transcript has 3 exons. Gene Ontology annotation, biological process: clathrin-dependent endocytosis; clathrin coat assembly; vesicle budding from membrane. Gene Ontology annotation, molecular function: SNARE binding; phosphatidylinositol-4,5-bisphosphate binding; clathrin heavy chain binding. Gene Ontology annotation, cellular component: clathrin-coated pit; clathrin-coated vesicle. NCBI's taxonomy places the organism in Eukaryota, Viridiplantae, Chlorophyta, Mamiellophyceae, Mamiellales, Mamiellaceae. The coding region runs from base 1 to 2028 and encodes 675 amino acids. The record is from RefSeq and is a predicted model, not a curated record.